Neurospora tetraspora is the source of this 513-nucleotide messenger RNA. RefSeq lists its product as uncharacterized. NCBI's taxonomy places the organism in Eukaryota, Fungi, Ascomycota, Sordariomycetes, Sordariales, Sordariaceae. The record is from RefSeq and is a predicted model, not a curated record. Bases 1 to 513 code for a protein of 170 amino acids. The transcript is spliced from 4 exons.
AUGACAAAAGCUCAAGAGGAUGACACAUAUCUCAUCAGAUCCAAGGACCCAGAUCCGUGGCAGUGUUGGUUGUUGACUUGGCGGGUUUGUAUGACUCGCUCUCACAAGUUCAACGACAAGGCCCACGUUGCAGGUGCCCUGUCUGAAGACGGCACAUUCGUCCCCGUCGAACAUGUUCCCAAGUACUUUGGCAAGCACGGUUUCGCCGAUGCCGAUCCCAAAAAGAUCAAGAAGAACGGCGGUGGCAAGAGCAACUGGGGCAACGCUGGUGAUGAAGUUAUCGACGACCCUGAGUUCAGUUUCGUCAACGCUCGCCGUCACUCCAACGCCAGUGCCAUCUCCAACAACUUGGAGCACUUCAAGACCAAGUUUGAGGUCAACGAGCCCGAGCCAGUCUUUGAGGAGGGUGUUCAUGGCGCUCCCGAGGAAGAGGAGGAGGUGACUCUUCAGAAGACGGAUACUUCCUCUAGCGGUGGUAGUGUCGAUGACGAGCACAAGGUCGCCAGUGACUAA